AUGAAGCUUAGCAAAAAAUCAAACAAUUCAGAAGAAUUAUUUGAACAAAUUGACAGGCUAAAAACUUUCUGUGGCCUUGGCAUUCAAAAUUCUGAGGGUGAUAAUUCCAAUGUUGAUGUCAAGAGGGCGCACAAGCUUCUCAAAAAGAUCAUUAUUAAACUUAACCAAGACACUAUCCCAGCUCAUAGCACCACAAUAUCCACAAUCCAAGGCUCAUAUGAUAUAAAUUCAGCGCCAAGUUUCAAGAAUAUCGAUGAUAUAAUCAAAUGUUGCCUAAUUCUAAUCUCAAACACAAUUUCGCACCUUUCUAUGCGAAAAAUGUCAAAGCAGCCAAUUAUAAAGGUUCGACAAAGAUUUCGCGAAAUAUUGUCGAUGCUAAUUGUGCAAAAAUUUGAUGAUGUCACAGAUAUAGUCAUGAACUUUUUACGUGAUGAAAUGUUUUGCGAUGGAUUCGUUGCUGAUGUUUUCAAGUCAUUAUGGUCAUGCCGAGAGCAAUGUGAAGCUAUACUUGAUAAAAUAUUGAACUUGAUUGAGGAACUAGUGAUUGUGAAUCGAGUCAAUGAAGCGAGAUGCAUUGUGAAAGGAUUGUCGAAGAGUAUUGACAAAAACUUAGUGGAUAUGAGCAGUCAAGGAUUGUCAAGGCUGUUGUCACUUUAUCAUUUGAGUGUGGAAGAAUUGGAACCGCCGAAUAAACUAUAUCAUCUCAAGUACGGAUUUGAGAAUUCUUUAUUGAAAAUUUUCAACGUCAUGGAAGUCGAGGAACUGACUAAGUUACUCCCAAAAUUCUUAAAACUCACAUUCGAGACUAAAUUCAUGACUGAAUUGGCAUUGAAGGAAUUCGCGUUGACCCUAACGCACGCCUUUAUGAGACUGUCAAGGAACAAAAUUGAUGAAAAUUUACAGCCUGAAAUAUUUGAGUUUCUUUUAGCUGCCAUGACAUUGAACUGUAAGACAAAAAGCUCAUUAGCCUGUCGUUAUUUGACCCACCUUCUUGAUCAUUUCAAUAAUUUUGAUGAAUUUUCAACGCCAAAAAUUUUCUAUCAAGGAACACCAUACAAAAUAAAAAUUCCAAGUGAAUCAGCAAUAAAAUUCAAUGAUGAUCAUCGACUAUUGAUUCAGACAUCACUUCUCGCAGCAAUUAAGCUUCAUGGUUGCAUAACUAGUAAUUUGUGUGCAAUUUUCAAGGUCAUUUGUAUGAUGAUUGUCAGUUUACCAUCAUCACAUACUUUCAUUAUGAUAAUUACAACAUUAAUGCAGCUCCAGACAUUCAUGCUCGAUGAGGACUCAUCAAAAUUUACACAAGUCGAUAAAAAUCACAUUCAUGCAUUUAUUGUGUCAAUAAUGACACUCAUUUGUUGGGUAACACGAGCUAAAUCACUCACAAAAUAUAUCAAUGAGAUUGUAAAAGUGAGAUUUACUGUUGCCCCGCAUUUAAAUCCACCAUUAAAGAAAUUUUACGAAUAUGAGGAUCAUCAUGUGUUGAACUAUAAAGCUGAACUCUUUCUUGAUAAAUGGGAAAUUCGAUAUUGCUUAUGGAAUCGAUAUAAGUUAAAUGAGGACAGACUUUGUGACGUUUCUAAAGUUGAGUACUGUAAAAGUGAAAAUGGCAAUGAGAAGAAGAAAGGAAGACGAUUCAAGAAGUUUCAUUUAUUUGGACGAAGAUCAAGUGAACAUUUAAUGAGAAUUGAAAGCUUUCCAAGCUACUUUGAGGAGGAACUGAAUAAAAUUUGAUGAUCAAGAACUGAGCAAUACACUGUUAAUGAAUGUUUUCGGCAUUCCCUAAUUCUUGGCUUCAACUAAGAAACCUCAAAAAGGUUAAAAAUAAGGAAGGUCAAGAAUCAAUUUAAAAAUUACUUCAAAAUUAUCUUCAAGUCAUUAACACAUUUUGUUUAAAUAAAUGAAGAAGUGGAAUUGAGAAUAUGAAGUGUUACUUUAUAAAGAUAAGAUGCUGAGACUCAAGUUGCGAAAAUAAACUUCAAAUGUGAUAAAACAAAUAAUUUAUAAGUGGA
Molecule: messenger RNA, 2009 nt
Organism: Chironomus riparius
Lineage: Eukaryota; Metazoa; Arthropoda; Insecta; Diptera; Chironomidae
Source: the annotation of a GenBank genome assembly